CAGAAGCUGAAGUAGGAGGAUAGAUUAGCAGUGAAAAGCAGCAUCAAAAUGAAAAACUGCAAUACAAACUGUAUAGAAAAGCCCCUCUCUCUGGGGUUUAAGAAACUUGGACAUUUUCUGGGGAAAUAUCCCUGGUAUUUUUUAGUUUUGCCACUUGUUAUAGCAGGUGGUCUUGGUGGCGGAUUCUACUUUAUACGUGAGAGGGAGGCGAAUGACAUCGAGGACCAGUUCACACCAAGAGACGGCCCUGCGAAGGCAGAGAGGACAUUUGUGAAAGACAAUUUUCCGACUUCAGGGGACUUUUCUCAGUUGCGGCUCUACACCGAUGGCACAUACGCAUCGCUAAUCAUCACAAGCAGUGUAAACAUAUUUACAGUUGACGCUUUCCGAGAAAUCAUCAACUUGGACAGAAAAGUUAAGAACAUCACUGCAAGAGAUAAUGUCUUGUCUUAUGAGAGCCUUUGUGCCAAAAUAGGUGGAAAAUGUGCUACAAAUGCAAUUUUAGAUGCUGUGAACUACAAUGCAAGUGAAAUUCAAAGUACCAUGAUUAACUACCCAUUUAACAAUGACACUUUUCUGGGCACUGAAGUCGGUGGUGUGACUCUGAAACCUGAUAGCCAGAUAAUUGAAAGUGCAGAAGCCAUCAGGCUUUAUUAUUUCCUGCAAGACAACAUCACAAGUGAAACGGAUGAAUGGCUGCUUGAGUUUCUGAACGUGUUCUCGGAGGAGCUGAUUUCUGAAACAUUAUCUGUAUCGUAUUUCACCUCAGUGUCCAGACAAGAGGAAUUCAAGAAGAGCCCAAAAACGGUGCUCCCGUUUUUCUCUGUGACUUAUUUCCUGGCCAUUGCCAUCUCAAUUAUAUCAUGUUUAAGAUUGGAUUGUGUGAGAAACAAGGUGUGGGUAGCCACCUUCGGCGUACUCUCGGCAGGCCUGGCUGUGCUGUCCAGCUUUGGCUUACUUCUACUCUGCGGGAUGCCCUUUGCAAUGACUGUUGCUACUUCACCCUUUCUGAUUCUGGGGAUUGGUGUUGACGACAUGUUCAUCAUGAUCUCAUGCUGGCAGAAGACUAAUGUUCAUGAGGAAGUUGAACAGCGUAUGGCAAAAACAUAUGAAGAGGCAGCGGUGUCCAUUACCAUCACCACGCUGACUGACGUCCUGGCUUUCUACAUUGGCCUCAUGUCCUCUUUCCCAUCGGUCCAGUCUUUCUGCGCGUACACCGGCACGGCCAUCCUCUUCUGUUACAUCUACAACAUCACUUUCUUUGGUGCCUUUCUGGCACUCAACGGGAGGCGAGAGAAGAGCAACAGACACUGGCUGACCUGCAUGGUCGUGGACCCACCAAAACCAAACUCGAAAAACAACAUCUGCUCAGUAGGGGGCGCUUACGAUCUUGAAACAAAUACCGAAGAAGAAAUGCCAAUUAACUUGUUCUUCAAGAGGUAUUAUGGGCCAUUUUUGACAAAGUGUUGGACCAAAGUUUUUGUGAUACUGAUUUAUGCUGCUUAUCUGGCCAGUAGUAUCUACGGCUGUACACAAAUGAAGGAAGGAAUUGACCUGAAAAACUUAGCACCCGAUAACUCGUACGUAGGCAAAUAUUAUGACAAUGAAGACAAGUACUUUUCAGAGUUUGGCCCAAAUGUUAUGGUGAUCAUUAAGGAUGACUCCUUUCAGUACUGGAGCGAAAGUGCUCGUCAAGAGCUAAACGGCUGUCUCGAAGGUUUUCAAAAGCUAGAAAUGGUCGCUAAAAACAUGACUGUAUUUUGGCUCGAUUACUAUUUGGAUUUUGGAGAGAAAGUACAUUUAGAUCUUUCAGACAAGGCCACGUUCAUGAGAUCUUUACGGCCAUUCCUUGCGGCCUCUGACUUCAGUCAGGAUGUUAACGUUAAUUAUACUGCGGAUCAAAUCUAUGCCUCUCGAUUGUUUGUCCAGACCAUAAACAUCAGAACAGCAGUUGACGAAAAGGAAAUGUUGAACGCUUUCAGACAGACUGCUAAAGACUGUUCAGUUCCAUUAUUGGUGUCCCACCCUGCCUUCAUCUACUUUGAUCAGUACGCUGUCAUUGUGAGCAACACGAUCCAGAAUGUUUUAGUUGCCACUCUGGUCAUGCUGUGCAUUUCUCUCCUGUUAAUCCCGAAUCCACUGUGCUCACUGUGGGUGACGUUUGCCAUCGCCUCUGUUAUUGUUGGCGUGGCUGGCUUCAUGACACUGUGGGACGUUAACCUAGACUCCAUAUCAAUGAUCAACCUGGUCAUCUGCAUUGGCUUCUCUGUAGACUUCUCCGCUCACAUUUCCUACGCUUGUGUUUCAAGCGAUGCUGAAACAUCCAAUGGUAAAGUUAUUGAUGCGCUGUACAAUCUUGGUUAUCCUAUAAUACAGGGAGCCAUCUCAACAAUUGCUGGAGUGGUUGUUCUUGCUGCUGCCCAGAGCUACAUUUUCCGAACGUUCUUUAAGAUCAUGUUUUUAGUCAUCUUGUUUGGGGCGCUGCAUGGCCUCGUAUUCAUACCGGUGUUCCUCUCUUUCUUUGGAAUUUGCUCUAAGAAAUCAGAGGUCAGAAAUGAACAAAGUGGUGGGUCAUCCGGAAGUUCGAGAAGUGUGCAGGACAGACAGAUGCAUGCUUACGACAACCCAAACAUGAGCCAGUGAAGAACCCAAAAACUGGAACCAGAAGAUGGUGGACUGCUGACUUGUCUUCCUCAACAGACCUUCAUCUAACACCUAAGUUACUUCACCCAAACUGUUGCGAAAAAAAAAAGUGUCAAUAAGGCCCCAUUUUCUAAAAUCCCAACAGGAAGGCUCUGGAAAAAACUACCACUCUAUUAUGGAUAUAUAAUCAUUAUAUUUAUGUGUCUUAGUUGCUGUACUGUAGUUAAGGUGUCAUUUAUAAAUACUGUACAUAUAUUGUGUUGAAACAUACCUUUCUUUGUUAGACACUUUAUGUUUGGAUAUAAAGUUAAAUGACAGUUAAAUUAUGACUUAUAAUACUAUAUAACAGUGCUUGUAAAUGCAUAUACAUGUAUUUCCCAUGGAUUGUUUUGGAUUCUUUUACAUUCUUUCACAAGUAUAACUCUGUAAUCUAUAAAAAAGCUCUAUAAAUCCAUAGAUCUAUGAAAGCUACUC
Molecule: messenger RNA, 3117 nt
Organism: Colossoma macropomum (tambaqui)
Lineage: Eukaryota; Metazoa; Chordata; Actinopteri; Characiformes; Serrasalmidae
Product: patched domain-containing protein 3-like
Exons: 4
Coding region: 49-2643 (864 amino acids)
Cellular component (GO): membrane
Source: RefSeq, a predicted model, not a curated record